Messenger RNA from Camellia sinensis, 1264 nucleotides. NCBI's taxonomy places the organism in Eukaryota, Viridiplantae, Streptophyta, Magnoliopsida, Ericales, Theaceae. The record is from RefSeq and is a predicted model, not a curated record.
GAUCAAGAACGUGUUUUUCUAAGCCAAACACAAACAAUGUGGAAAAAGGACAUGGGAAGAAGCCAAUCCGAAGUGGAUCUUUUGCAAGCAAAAAUUAUGGAGGUAAAGGCUUGCAUACAGGGGUAUGAGGAAGACACGGUAAAGGAGUUGGAGGUUCUUUGGCGGAGAGUCAAAACUACAGCAACAUUGUUGACUUUCUUGAAAUCGAAGGCAAGAAUCAUGGCUGUUACUCAUUUAGCCCAUACAUCAUGUGACAUUAAACAAAUAGAUGGGGUGGGGCUUGUUGACAAAAAUGGCUUACCGUUAUCUGGUUCAUCUAGGAACAUAGAUCUUUCUUCCUUUGACUGUCCAGAUGGGGAAACAUGGAUUGGGAUUAGCAAGCAGCAUGGUUCUCUUGAUGAACCAGAUGGAGCUUAUAUUGGUGAAGUACUAAAGAAUGUGCAGAUGGUUACUGAUGUAAUGGAAACUCUUGUCAAGAGGGUUAUAAUGGCAGAAUCUGAAACAGCUAUGGAGAAAGAGAAGGUAACAUUGGGACAGGAAGAGAUAAAAAAGAAGGCACUUCAAAUUGAGAGCAUGUCUACGAAGUUGGAGGAAAUGGAAAGGUUUGCACUGGGCACAAAUCGUAUUUUGAAUGAGAUGCGACAGAGGGUUGAAGAUUUGGUUGAAGAAACAUCUAGACAGAGGCAACGAGCAGCAGAAAAUGAACAGGAGCUUUGUAGUGUGAAGCAAGAUUUUGAAUCGCUGAAAUCUUAUGUUAGUAGCCUUAUCAAUGUGAGAGAAACACUUCUGUCAUCAGAAAAGCAGUUUCAAACAAUUGAGAGGCUUUUUGAACGGUUAGUUGAGAAAACAACGCAGUUGGAGAGUGAGAAAAUGCAGAAAGAAACUGAAGUCCAGAAACUCAUGGAAGAGAAUGUGAGGUUGACCACUCUACUUGACAAAAAAGAGGCCCAGCUUUUGGCCAUGAAUGAACAAUGCAAGGUGAUGGCCUUGAGUGCUUCGAAUAUUUAGUUCGGUACAGUUUUGAUUCCACAUUGCCUUAAUUUGUUUUGCUUGGCUCACCUACUGGCCAUUCUUCUGAGUUGAUGAAUAAUAUUGGGCUGGAAAAGCUGCCUGGUGGGUUCUUUCUUGAAAUGUACCAUAGGUUUUCUUGUAUCAUUUUUUGGUUAUUAGAUGUUGCAUUGUUGCUGUAAAAUUCUACCCUUGAUAAACAACUUUUUAUUUUGUUUUACAUGUCUAUAAAAUCAUCUCUCCCCCUUUCCAUUGA